AUGGAGGGGGGGCUCAACACAGCAGCACCAGCGCUGCCGCACCUUCCGCUCAACUCCGAUCCCCGGAGGAUACACGCACAAGCCAUAAAAUCGGCAGAAACUGACCGCGCAGUGUUCAACAACCUCAUAACACAGUACUCCAAAUCCAACCUCUCAUCAUAUGCUCUUGAGGUCUUCCACCGAAUCACUUCUCCCAACGUUGUCUCAUGGACCGCACUCAUCUCCGCUCACUCCGACACCCUUCUCUCACUCCAACACUUCCUCUCUAUGCUUCGCCACCCCACACUCCCCAACCAUCGAACCCUCGCAUCCCUCUUCAGAACCUGCGCCUCCCUUUCUUGUCUCUCCUUUGGACUCACUCUCCACUCUCUCUCCUUCAAGCUUGCCUUGUCCCACCACCCUUUUACGGCCUCUGCCCUCCUUAGUUUGUACGCCAAAUGCCGCUUGCCCCACCUUGCACGCAAAGUGUUCGACGAAAUUCCACACAGAGACGAUGUUUGUUAUUCAGCCAUGAUCGUGGGUCUUGCUCAGAAUUCGCGGUGUAUAGAUGCGUUAAUGGUCUUUGCUGACAUGAGAUGCCAUGGUUUUAUGUCUACCGUGCAUAGCGUUUCAGGGGGUCUGCGUGCUACUGCGGAGCUUGCAGCAUUGGAGCAGUGUAGAAUGAUACACGCACAUUCAGUUGCUGCUGGGCUUGAUUCGCAUGUGGUGGUGGGUACUGCUCUCGUUGAUGGGUAUUGUAAAGCAGGUAUUGUUAACGAUGCAAGACAGGUUUUUCAGGAUAAUUUGUCGGAUAUGAAUCUAGUGGGUUGGAAUGCAAUGAUGGCUGGUUACGCACAGCACGCGGAUCAUCAAUCUACUGUUGAACUGUUUGAUUCAAUGGAAGCUUGUGGACUAAUGCCUGAUAAGUAUAGUUUUUUGGCAAUCCUGACAUCACUGUAUAAUGCUGGGAUGUUUCUUCAAAUUGAGCAGUGGUUGACAAGGAUUAAGGUAGAUUAUGGUUUGGAACCAACUCUAGAGCAUUACACAUGUUUGGUGGGUGCAAUGGCCCGUGCUGGACAAUUUGAGCGUGCAGAGAGGAUAGCAUUGACAAUGCCAUUUGAGCCAGAUGCAGCAGUUUGGCGAGCUUUGCUAUCAUCCUGUGCAUAUCACGGUGCAGCUGACAAAGCUUGGGCUAUGGCUAGGAGGGUGUUGGAACUAGAGCCGCAUGAUGAUUCCGCUUAUGUUAUUGUUGCAAAUGUGUUAUCAGCUGCUGGAAGGUGGGAUGAUGUUGCAGAAUUGAGGAAGAUGAUGAAAGAUAGGAGGGUGAAGAAAAAUGGCGGGAGGAGUUGGAUUGAAGUGCAGGGAAAAGUUCAUGUUUUUGUGGCGGGAGAUUGGAAGCAUGAGAGGUCAGUGGAAAUUUACCAAAAGUUGGCAGAGCUCAUGGGGGAUAUUGAGAAAUUAGGAUAUGCUCCUAUUUGGGAUGAGUUGUUGCAUAAUGUUGGGGAAGAAAAGAGAAAGGAGGCUCUUUGGUAUCAUAGUGAGAAGUUGGCUGUUGCAUUUGGAGUGUUAUGUGGAUCUGCACCACCGGGGAAGCCAUUGAGGAUUGUGAAGAAUUUGAGGAUUUGUAAAGAUUGUCACGAGGCUUUUAAGUAUAUCACAAGAGUUUUAGAAAGGGAAAUUAUUGUGAGGGACGUCAACAGAUACCACAGAUUUCUGAAUGGUAAUUGUACUUGUGGAGAUAUAUGGUAGCAUAUACUAAUGAGUAAUGAUUAUAAACAUGUUUGAGGCCUGUUUCUAAUGGCAAAUGAUGCUGAGAAAGAAAACUGGUUUUUCCUAGUAAUGGAGAUGCAGUUAAGGAGGCUAGCUGGUAUUCCACUUAAACUACCUGUGAUAUGAUGCUUGAAUAACAUUUGGAAACUGUUGAGAUGACUAGGAUGGGCGUGUCAGUUGAGCAGUGAUGAAAUUUCAGUGGGGCAAACUGGGCUCAGUCUGACUUGAUGGGCGCUUACAAUUUUAACCAAGCAGUGCUGUAAGUUGUCAGCACAAGUGGAGUUGCUUGCUUGGUUCAAUCUUCUCCCAACCUCUAAGGCGGUUGAAGCAUAUGAAUAUGGGUUUUUGACUGUAUAGGUAUAACUUUAUAAAGUGUAUGUAGAUGGGGUUAAUUUUGUACAUAUUUACCAAUUUGGGUUUGAUUUGGUACGUAGAAGAGUGACUGUGACGUAGAUAAAGAUGUUUCUCUCCAUGGCUUCAGAUUGCUUUACGUGGACAUGCAUCAUUAUUAAAAAAAAUACUAAAGAACCAAACAAGUGGCCGAAUAUUGUGGAACAUGACCUCCCUUGUGUUCGGUCUUAGGUGCUUAGGUGGAUGCUCCACCGUGUAUUAUGAUGGGAAAUUAGGUGAUGAUGUUCACCUGCAAGAUCUUCGAGGCACAAGUUAGUGUUUGUUAGAGAUGGAGUAAUGCCGAAGUAGAGAGUCCACACCUCAAGGGCAUCAAUUUUGCAUAUAUAGACAGUUGUGUAAUGUUAUAGUCUUUGUAGAACAUUUGUGGUGAUGCAAAAAUAGUUAUUGGUGGUUCUUGUGAGUGUCGGGGUAAUGUAUAUGAGCAAUAGUGGGAGACAGUCGUAUAGAAGUAUUAGGAGAAUAUUUAAUGAUAGGGACGAUUUUUUCUGUAACGGAGGUGGUCAUACAAAGGCCCACACCGCAUGUCAAGAACAAUGGUGAUGACAUCAUUUCGCGAUUCUCAAAUUGUGAAGGAAGCAUCCAACAAGAUCUCCCCGGAAUCACAUAAUCUUGCUUUCAUAAUUCUUUCUUCCAUUCUUAUUUCCUUUUAUUAUUUUAUUAUUCAUUUGCUUUUCUUGUUGCCUCACGCUUCUAUCUUAUUUUCUAGACAAUGGCAGAGGGUGCCAAUGCCAGCGAGUACAUGACCUUGUUAUUGGCUAUUUUAACCCGUCAAGGUUCUUA
Molecule: messenger RNA, 2940 nt
Organism: Gastrolobium bilobum
Lineage: Eukaryota; Viridiplantae; Streptophyta; Magnoliopsida; Fabales; Fabaceae
Product: pentatricopeptide repeat-containing protein At4g33170-like
Exons: 3
Coding region: 1-1728 (575 amino acids)
Biological process (GO): RNA modification
Molecular function (GO): protein binding; zinc ion binding; RNA binding
Source: RefSeq, a predicted model, not a curated record